UCACGGUGGUCUUACGGCAUUCUGAGAGAGCAUUAUCCAAGAGUGAAUAAACUUCCAAGUUGUGCAAAUCGUCGUGAGAGUUAUCCUGCAUUAUUAACGCGACGGGGACAAUGUUUCACCGAGGACUAAUAGCCACUACGCUUGGUGUACGCCUUGGCUGCUCCCAUGUCUCAAGGAGGGCUUUGGCACUGACAACAACUAGUGCGAAAUCAGAUAUGAAGGAAUUCCUGGAAGUGGUUUCUAAAGCCAAGCACAUAGCGGUCAUCACCGGGGCAGGUGUGAGUGCAGAGAGUGGAGUGCCUACGUUCAAGGGAGAUGGUGGACAAUGGAAGACUUGGCAGUAUCAGGACAUCGCCACUCCGGAGGCCUUCUCCCGCAACCCCUCCCGCGUCUGGGAGUUCUACCACCACAGGAGGCACCUGGUGCUGACCCAGAAGCCCAACGCGGCCCACCUGGCCCUGGCCGAGUGCGAGAAGCGGAUGAGGAAGCAGGGUCGCUCCAUGGUCAUCAUCACCCAGAACAUCGAUGACCUUCACCGCCAGGCCGGCUCCAAACACGUCCUCAACAUCCACGGCAGCGUGAUGGAGACCCGCUGUGUGAGCUGUGGAGACAUUGCUGUGAACCAUCAACACCCUGUAUGUGCUUCCCUGGAGGGCACAGGUUCCCCUGACCCUGAGAUUCCUGAGGCCCAGAUACCUGUGGACCAACUGCCCAGGUAGCUUCCCUUUUCUAUUGUUUUUUAAUAUUCUCUAUUUAUUUCAUGCAAUCGCUAUUACUGGAGUUCCUUUUCCGAACGCGGAUCUAUCAUCAACGUAAUGCUUGGGAAUGGGAUACAACUGCGGCCAGAUGAUUCCCUUUCACAGACGUUGGUUCCCAAUGAAUAGGGGUUCGGCAAACAUAAACCUGUUUAAACCUGCGUGGUUAGAUUGUCUAUAGAGACAAAGAGGUGCUGAGAGGAAUCCAGCCGUAGGCGUCUCUGUGGUUC
Messenger RNA from Gadus chalcogrammus (walleye pollock), 985 nucleotides. Its product is annotated as NAD-dependent protein deacylase sirtuin-5, mitochondrial-like. The transcript is spliced from 6 exons. Bases 111 to 719 code for a protein of 202 amino acids. Gene Ontology annotation, molecular function: NAD+ binding. The record is from RefSeq and is a predicted model, not a curated record. Lineage: Eukaryota; Metazoa; Chordata; Actinopteri; Gadiformes; Gadidae.